Molecule: messenger RNA, 1254 nt
Organism: Brassica oleracea var. oleracea
Lineage: Eukaryota; Viridiplantae; Streptophyta; Magnoliopsida; Brassicales; Brassicaceae
Product: F-box/kelch-repeat protein At2g44700-like
Exons: 2
Coding region: 76-1131 (351 amino acids)
Molecular function (GO): protein binding
Source: RefSeq, a predicted model, not a curated record
UCCAAAAACAGGAGCUUGAUAAUCUUUCUUGCGCUCUCUAACGCCGACGAGCCACCGCGAAACAUCAACCACUCAAUGCCGCCGCCGUCGUCGUCGUUUUCCUCACUUCCCAUAGACAUUGUCUUGGAAAUCUUAGCUCGCGUGCCGAAACGCUUUCACCCGACCCUCUCUUGCGUCUCCAAGAACUUCCGCCGUCUUCUUCGUUCGCCGGAGAUACACAAUAUUCGCUCUCUCCUCCGCAAAGACUCACUCUUCAUCUGCUUCGUCGGGAAAACGGGUGCGCAAUUCACUCUCCGAAGAGCCGAGAAUAACAACCCGACGACAGAGAAGAAUCGCUUCGUCUCCAUCGACCUCGCGUUUCCUUCUCAGACCGAGCAAGAACCCUGCGUCGUCGCCAUAGGCCCGGAGAUAUUCUUUAUCUGUGGAUCGUUCUAUCCUUCGUCAGCCAUGUGGAUUCUUGAUUCAAGAACCGGGACGUUUCGCCAAGGACCUAGCUCGAGAGCUGAUAGGGUAUGCAGAAGCGUGGGUGUAGUCGGAAGCAAGGUGUACGUGAUCGGGAUCUAUAGAGACGCCGACGAGAUGCACGUGGAGUCAUUUGACGUGAAGACGCUGACAUCGGAACUAGCGCCGGUUCCUGAGGAUCAAGGCUGGUGGUGGAGUUCGGCCCCAACUGUGUCGUGGAACAGGAAAGUUUGUGCGUUACGUGUUUCUGGCAAUGCUAGGUGCUACGAUCCUAUUGACGGGUCUUGUGAGAGUUUAGGUUUGGCUACUAAGGAUAAAUGGUUGUGGAGAACGGGUGCUUGUGUGAUGAACAAUGUGCUCUACGUUUAUUACGCUAGGUUUGGGUUGAUGUGGUAUGACUACGAGAUGAGGCUACGGAGAGUGGUUAGUGGUUUGAGUCAUCUCAAAAAGGUUCGGUCUGUUGCGAUGGCGGAGUAUUACGGAAAGUUGGCCUUCUUGUGGGAAGAUGAGGAGGUUGGUGUGAGUGGUGAAAUGAAAGAGGUUUGGUGUAGAAUGAUUGCUUUGGAGAGGAAAGAAGAAGGAGUUGAUGGGAUGGCUGAAGCGUCUCAACUUCUGGGGAGUGUCCUUCGUGGCUAUAGGUUUCAUCAUUGUCUCUCUGUUUCAGAUUAAAAAGAAUAAAGUAUCCCUCGUGGCUUAUAGAUAGAAUGUCCUUAUGAACUACUUUGUCAUAGUUUCAGCCUUGUAAACUAUGCACAUGUGCUUUUGUCACCCUUGACAUUCCUACUUCUAUGU